AUGGCACCCAAGGGCCACUUGGAAGAGCAGGAUAGCGAUCCGAAGAAGAAGGCCGCGGCCAAGGCCGCCAAGGCGGCCGCCAAAGGAAAGGCGAAAGUCGCACCUGCCCCAGCCGCCGGCCCAGUGGCUGGAGCAGCCCAGCCACGGGAAGCGGCGGAAAUCCCGCCGGGAUGUGAAGAACACCGCUACUGGGAUGGAGGUGUGAACCAGAGCCUCAUCUGCAAGGUGAAUGAUGCCGUCGCCACGAUCCUGGACAAGUUCCCCGGCAUCCAGAAUGAAAAGCCGCUGGACAUCUCCGACGGCGGUUCCGAGAAGGCGUUCGACGCAGGCGACUACCACCGGGCGAUGACUGGUGCUGGAACUUACCGCUGUGUUGGCAACCUCUUCCUGAUAAAUUUCGCCUACAGCCCCAGUCGGAACGUACCGGUGGCUGAAACAGCACUGAUGGAGUGCAAGGACAAGAUCUUCAACUUCCGUUGGGAGAAGGGAACCCUCAAGAACUAUCCCUUUGAGAUAUCCAUCGCAGUGAUGGACACCUCGCCCUUGGAUCACCCCGCGGGCUUGCUCCGCGUCAGCCCGGAAGAGUACGAGCAGGCGUUCUUGUUGUGGAUGGCCGAGAAGUUGGACAGUGGCGCAGAUGACACGGACAAGGAAGCAAUGAAGCGAUUAUUGACCUCGAUCCCCUUCCGAUUCCAUGUUUUAGCCAGCGAAGACGCAAGGUUUUUCCACAUGGCCAAUCUUCGAGAGGUAGUGAAGUCGUUCAAGCUCGUGGGCAGAUCGGCGAUCCAACGGAUCUUCGAGCUCGAAGGCUUCAGGUUGCGCAAGCUGAAAAGCCACGGACCGGGUGGAUGCGACCCAGCGCAGCUGGCACAGCAGUUCAUGAAGGAGCUGCCAACGACAUCCGGCGAAGAAGAUGUGACGUCCGAGACUUAUAUCAAAAACGCCUUCAAAGUCUUGGAGAAUGUCUUGGCCGUGGAUGAGGUGAAGCAGAUCAUUCUGGCACUCAUGGCGAAGACCAAAGAUGCCGGCCAACUGGCCUGGGCGGUGGAUGCCAUCAAGUUCUAUGUUGACCGGAAAUUCGCCACCUCCGGCGAAAUGUCCGCGAGGAACUUGACUGGCAAGACCACCAACAACAGAGGGCUGCUGGACGUCAUGCUGGAGAAGCAGAAGAUGCUUGAGCACCUCUUGCAUCAGUGGCUGGAACAGCAAGCCUUGGACGCGGAGUCCAAGGCGGUGAUCCGUUCGGUGAGCUCGCCCGGCAGAGCUGCGAAGUUUUUCGACAAGAACUCCGCGUGGAAGGGCAGCGUCCAGCCAGGCUCGCAGGAGAUCCUUGACUUCAUGCGCGGAGUCAUCUUUGGCCCGCGCUUCGACGGGCAGCUGAGGCAUCUCAUGAAGAGUGGGAAGACUGCUGCCGAGCUCUUCGCGACGGAGCCCUUCCAGUCGGAGAUACUCCGUAUCGAGGAGGACGUGCAGCAGCAUGCCCCAGAGGCUGUUGCUGCGGCCGCUGGAACAGCGCGUGCGCCAGCUGCUGGAACAGCAGAGGAGGAGGCGGGCUUCGCGGACAUGCUCACCUCCGUCUUGACGGCGGAGGAGCUGGAGAAAGACACCGACAGCGCUGUCGAAGGCUUCCUAGAGAAGGCAGACUCACUCGUCCGGCGCUACAUCACAACGGUCACUGAGGUGGAGUCCGGCUCGGAGUUCGUGGACAUGCUGAAGGAGAAGUCCGUGUGGAAGAUGAGCAGAGUGGGCGUGAUGUAUGCCGUGCAGCACGCAGGCGAGAGCGAUUCGCUUCCCCACUGUCGUACCCCGAGAUUUCGGUACGAGCACAUGCGGAAGUACUUCAACGGCAUCUUGGGUCGGAACGGCGAGGGAGAUGAGAGCUUUCCUUCCAACAUGCUCUUUUUUUGCUUUAAUGCUGGGCAUUUCGGGCACAAUGAAACGUUUCUCAAGUGCAUGACGGAUGGGAAUGGAAAAGCACUUCCGAAGCGGCGCGAGACGUUGUUUCUGCAGUUCGAUGAAGAGUCGCUGCAACAGCGCCGAGGCAAGAAGCAGGGAGUGCUUGCUUUGGUUCAGGGUGCUGUGGUGUGCGCUUCUCCGGACAUCACCAUGGUGCCCCCGGACCUGCAGGAGCGGAUGCACUUUACCAGCACAAGUCCUGCCACGAAUGUGAUUCAGGGAAUCGGCGUGCCUCCGUACGACCAGCUUUGGCUUGUCAACAAGAAAGAGAAGUCGAACAUCAUCGCAGGAGGCGGCGUUGUCCGCGCAGGUGGCACGAUCCCAGAUGAGGAGAAGACGGAGCGACCGGACUUGUCGCAAGAUCGU
Messenger RNA from Symbiodinium sp. CCMP2592, 2322 nucleotides. Lineage: Eukaryota; Dinophyceae; Suessiales; Symbiodiniaceae. The record is from the annotation of a GenBank genome assembly.